Molecule: messenger RNA, 591 nt
Organism: Sphaeramia orbicularis (orbiculate cardinalfish)
Lineage: Eukaryota; Metazoa; Chordata; Actinopteri; Kurtiformes; Apogonidae
Product: cullin-3-like
Exons: 2
Coding region: 205-576 (123 amino acids)
Biological process (GO): ubiquitin-dependent protein catabolic process
Molecular function (GO): ubiquitin protein ligase binding
Source: RefSeq, a predicted model, not a curated record
AUGAGAACUGCAGGUAGUCCGCCAUUGCUGUAUGAAGAACUAUCGGAUUUGGCAUUUGGCUGUCAACAAUAAACUUGCAGAGCCGGGACGCGGAGCUACGAGGUCGAGUGAAAGCUCGUCGGUUGCUCCAUAAACCAGUAGUCAUCCCCGUCCCUCCCCGGAGAACAUUUUCAUGUGAAUACAGAGCCCACGGUCGAGGCAACCAUGUCCAAUCUCAGCAAAGGCGGCACCAAGAAGGACACCAAAAUGAGGAUACGGGCCUUUCCUAUGACUAUGGAUGAGAAGUAUGUCAACAAUAUCUGGGACCUUUUGAAAAAUGCCAUCCAGGAGAUUCAGAGGAAGAACAACAGCGGCCUGAGUUUUGAGGAACUGUACAGAAAUGCAUACACCAUGGUGCUUCACAAACAUGGAGAGAAGCUCUACACAGGCCUGCGAGAGGUCGUCACCGAACAUCUUAUAAACAAAGUAAGCUUAACACAAUUUCAUCAGGGUGGCCAAGCAUUUUACAGGUUUUUACAUAAAUCAUACAGGCUGUUGGUUUUGCGAAACUCUGUGCACUGGCUUUAUAUGAAAUGAAUAUCAUUUUAAUUC